Messenger RNA from Laetiporus sulphureus 93-53, 2025 nucleotides. RefSeq names its product general substrate transporter. Gene Ontology annotation, biological process: carbohydrate transport; transmembrane transport. Gene Ontology annotation, molecular function: carbohydrate:proton symporter activity. Lineage: Eukaryota; Fungi; Basidiomycota; Agaricomycetes; Polyporales; Laetiporaceae. Gene Ontology annotation, cellular component: membrane. The record is from RefSeq and is a predicted model, not a curated record. The coding region runs from base 129 to 1862 and encodes 577 amino acids. The transcript is spliced from 16 exons.
CUUAGACUUCCAGCGUCCUACUGCAUAGAGGCAGUGCAAGGAUCAGUAUACACAGUGGCCGUUAGGCCCCACACACAAAGUAAGAUCUCGCCUGACAGUUCAACGUGCAGUGGUCCCGCGGGCCAGACAUGGCACCUCGCUCGGACACAUAUGUUGCUCUUCCAAAUGAAGAUGCGACUGGCGGAGAGACACCUGAAUCGAGCGAGCCCUUGCUCUCGCCAGAAAACGCGUUUCACGGCGGCACGCUCGUACUCCAUAAAGACGGCCGAGGCUAUACCUAUGCAUAUGGUCCGAAGGGCCUCAAGGGGCUGCUGCACAAUUACUAUGCUUUGGGUUGCGCCGUGUUUGUGUCCAUAGGAGGACUGCUCUUCGGUUACGACCAAGGUGUCAUUGCGAAUGUGCUGGUAAUGCGUGACUUCACUGAGAGGUGGCCCAUUGGGGCGUGGGAGAAGGGCGUUAUGACUGCCGUGCUCGAGCUGGGAGCCCUAAUCGGCGCUCUGACAACUGGCAUGCUCGCUGACCGCGUGUCGCGGAGAACGUCAAUACUCAUAGCAUGCAUCACCUUCUGCGUUGGUUCAGCAUUACAGGUUGGCGCACAGAGCCUAUUUCAUCUCACGUUGGGCCGCGCAAUAAGUGGACUCGGUAUCGGUGCGCUAAGCAUGCUAGCGCCACUCUACAUGGCCGAAAUCAGCCCGCCAGAACUCCGGGGUUCGCUCAUGACCAUGGAACAGCUCGCAAUCGUGCUCGGUGCGGUCCUUGGCUUCUGGACUGGCUUCUUCACACGUAACGUUCCUGGAUCCACUUCAUGGAGAAUACCCCUCGGCAUCCAGUUAGGCCCAGGCAUUCUACUAGCGACUGGGUGUCUCUUCCUCCCUCCAUCACCGAGAUUACUCGUCAUGCAAGGCCGCACAGACGAGGCUCUCCACGCACUGGCAAAGCUACGUCGGCGAACACCCGAAGAGAGUGCUACCGACCCUUUGCUUCAGAUUGAGCUGUUAGAGAUGCAGACGGAGGCGAUGCUCAUCUCGCGACAUGUAAACGUUGAUGCCUGUGAAGAAUCUGAGGAAGUUGUUAGGACCAGGUCGUUCGCGACGGAACUGAGGUCCUGGCUGCGCCUCUUCGGAGGGCAGUAUUGGGAGAGGACUGCCAUCGGCAUCAUGAUGAUGUUCUUUCAGCAGUGGAGCGGAAUUAACGCGCUGCUGUACUACGGUCCAACAUUAAUGCGAUCGCUCGGGUUGCAGGGCGAUAGCGCGACGCUGAUGGUAUCGGGUGGCAUUGGGAUCGUGCAGUUCCUGGCUGUGCUCCCUGUCAUCGUCGUCAUCGACCGGAUAGGACGCAGGCCGCUGUUGAGAGGAGGCAGCGCGAUCAUGGCGUUGUCGCACUUCUGCAUCGCUAUCUUGGUUCGGCAAUACGAAGGCGCAUGGGAGGCACAUAGGUUUGCAGCGUGGAUAUGCGUUGGAUGUGUUUAUAUGUUCACCGCGGCCUAUGGCAUGAGCUAUGGUCCGAUAGGGUGGGUGCUUUCUACUGAAGUAUUUCCACUAUCGGUUCGCAGCAAGGGCGUGUCACUUUCGACGGCGUCAAACUGGUUCAACAACUUUCUCAUCGGCCUAGUAACACCAGAGAUCAUGGAGAUCUCACCUUCGGGCACAUUUCUCGUGUUCACCACUGCGUGCUUUUUGGGCUACAUCUGGUCAACCUACGCUGUGCCGGAGACUGCCAACAUUUCUCUCGAGGAGAUGGACGAAGUGUUCAGUUCGUCAGCUGGCCGCGAAGAUGCCGAUCUGAAAGAGCAGAUUGAGCAGGACCUUGGCUUGCAUGACUUGGUUCAACGGUGGGCCGCUCACUGUGCCACUACAUCGUAGUGUCCUAGGCGUAUGUCCACUGCCCUCUGUCGCGGCAUUUGCGGGAUCCUCUAGAAUCAGUCCGUUGAGUAGACAUAUCAUAUUGCUUGGGUAUGGCGAUCAUCUAGGUAGUAAUGUCUUAGAAUAGGUCGUAUAAUGGUUCAAUCGCAUCUCACAUGGAAGG